This is a messenger RNA of Cyphomyrmex costatus, 2249 nucleotides long. RefSeq lists its product as uncharacterized. NCBI's taxonomy places the organism in Eukaryota, Metazoa, Arthropoda, Insecta, Hymenoptera, Formicidae. The transcript is spliced from 2 exons. The record is from RefSeq and is a predicted model, not a curated record. The coding region runs from base 98 to 2233 and encodes 711 amino acids.
GAAUAAUUAUCGUGACAGAUGAAGAUAACGAAGAUUUUACCCAGUGUUUUGUGCAUAUACAUUUCGAAAACGGAGUUAGAAAAUUAAAUUUCACAAAAUGUAUCCUAUUCCUGGAGGAUCAGAUAGAAAUGUAAUAACGUGUACUAAAGAAGAAAUAUUCAUAAUAUUACGGAACGAUCUGAACGAGAGCUUGCCCAAACAAAUUGAAAUUUUGGAAGCUGCGUGGACAAAAAAACUGAACCGUAAUAUCUUCAUACAUGACGAUGCAAAGCCUGUCUUCGCUAAGUUUCUUCAUGUUAUCAAAAAAAGGUGGGAAAACUCCAAAACAGAUGAAAUAUUUAAAAAAAAAUACAAUAAUUGGCUGUCUAACUCAAUACGAAUUAUAAUUUACGAUACUGAGGAUCUACCAAUGGAAUCAAAGAGAACGUUAGAAUGUUCUGCUAUGAGUGACCGAUGUAAACGCAGAAAAACUAAAGAACUUCACACAUCCAACAACAUUGAGGAAUUGGCAUAUGCUACUCAAAUAAACGUUUGCUCGUCAGAACAAUUAGACGCUUCAAAAGUUAUUAAAAAUGUAACGUUAGCAACCCCAACAAUAGAUUCUAUCAUAUGUAUAACACCUUUGACAUCAGAAGUUGAAAGAACAUUAUCUGAUGAUGCAGCACUUUCGGUUCUGAUCGAACAUAAGUUCUCGAAGCGUACUUAUCAGAGUAUGAGAAAAAUAAGCAAAGAAAAUAACUGCAAAUUGUAUCCAUCCUACAAUAACGUUUUAAAAGCAAAAAAUCGUUGUUAUCCACCAUAUACUAGCAUUACGAUCACAAAGUGUCAUGCAGAAAUAAAAUUGCAGGCUUUGUUGGAUCAUACAGCAAAGCGUAUUUUGUUCUUCCAAAGGGAAAUUAUUGGUACCUUGACCGUGGACAAUGCAAGAAAUAUGCAUCUCAUUUGUAAGUGGGGUUGUGACAGAAGAAGUGGACAAAACGUUUACGAGCAGAGGUUUACCAAAGACGGCAAAUUAGAUGAAAAUAUAUUGUUCACCUCACUUGUGCCAUUACAGCUCGUGUGUAAGGUCUUUGAAUUAAAUACAGAAGUUGUUGUCUGGAAGAAUCCUAGACCAUCGUCUUCUCGAUUCUCGAGACCGAUACGAUUGCAGUUUCUGCAUAAAAAUGUUGAGUCGACAAUCAAUAAAGAUGACAUUGAACAACAGGUGAAGUCGCUUGUUCCUUUUACAACACAAAUACAUGGAAUGGAGAUCUGUAUUAAAUACAGCAUGAUGUUUACAAAGAUAGAUAAUCAAGUUUGCAAUGCGAUGUCAAAUACAAAAUUAACUCGGUACUGUUAUUUAUGCAGAACUGCACUCAAGGAUUUCAAUAACAUAGAUGAGAUUCUGCAGAAAGAAAUUACUGAAACUAAUCCACGAUUUGGAUUGUCAACAUUACACGUUUGGAUACGUUUUUUUGAAUGCUGUUUGCAUUUAUCGUACAGACUCAAAAUUAAAAAGUAUCAAGUACACACUCAGGAGGAAAUAACAAUUAUGGAAGAAUGCAAAAGGAUUAUUCAAAAGGGAUUUCGCCUACAAUUGGGAUUAGUUGUCGAUCAUUCAAAACCCGAUUACGGAAACAUCAAUGACGGAAACACUGCUAAGCGAUUUUUCGAAAACUCUAGUAUAUCUGCUACAAUAACAGGUGUCUCUGAAUGUUUAAUCAAUCGAUUUUAUGUGAUUUUGCAAACUAUUUCAAGUGGCUAUAAUAUUAAAUGCGACAAAUUUCGAGAAUAUACUUUGGAAACUGCCCGGAAAUUUGUCGAGUUAUACCCGUGGUAUCACAUGCCAAUUUCAGUACAUAAACUUUUAAUUCAUGGGCCAGAAAUGAUAACUUCCGCUUUGUUAUCGAUAGGACAAUUAUCUGAGAAUAUUCAGGAAGCACGAAAUCAUGAGGAUAUUAAAAAAUUUUGUGAAGAUUUCUCACGAAAAUUUCUGAGGAAGAACACCAUGCGAGACGUUUUCAACUGGCUGAUAGUCAUUUCAGAUCCGUAUAUUUCUAAUAUAAGAAAAUUGCCACAAAAGCCACUCAAGUCAUUAUCGCCAGAAGUUAUCGAAUUAUUAGAUUCUCCAACAGUUCAUGCUGCAACCACGAUUACAACGAAUGAGAAAUAUACCGGUUUCGAUAAUAUAUCUUCAGUAAUUAAUUCUGACGAUCAUUGCGAUUCUGAUAUUGAUUCCGAUUUUUGUUUGUAAAAUAAAGACAUGAUAA